Messenger RNA from Lathyrus sativus (Indian pea), 1926 nucleotides. Lineage: Eukaryota; Viridiplantae; Streptophyta; Magnoliopsida; Fabales; Fabaceae. The record is from the annotation of a GenBank genome assembly.
AUGGCAUCCCCAACCUUGUUAACACUAAUCAUCUUCACAAUCUUCAUCCCCAAAACACUAUCCCAACAAGAAUACGUUGGUAUCAAACAACCAGAUUGUGGAAACAUAUUCAACUCAACAUUAGGCAACAUUUGCAACAGCAUCAACUCAUGCCAAUCUUACCUCACCUUCAAAUCAAACUCUCUAUACAACACAUCCGCUUCCAUUUCCAACCUCCUCAACGCUUCACCUUCCCUCGUUUCACAGUCCAACAACAUCUCCACCCUCCAAACCAUCCCAACCGACACCAUCAUAACCGUCCCCGUUAACUGUUCCUGCUCCGGUAACAACAAAUACUACCAGCAUAACUCUACCUACACUUUGAAUACCGUCGGAGAAACCUAUUUCUCCGUUGCAAAUUACACCUACCAGACUCUUACCUCAUGUCAAGCUCUUAUGGCUCAGAAUACUUACGCUAUUCGAAAUCUCUCUGUUGGUCUAAACUUGACUAUUCCUCUCAGAUGUGCUUGUCCCACCAAGAAACAGACUGAUCAAGGCUUCAAGUAUCUUCUCACCUACUUGAUCUCUCAAGAUGAAACGGUUGCUUCCAUUGCUGAUAUUUUCGGGGUUGAUCCACAAAGCAUUUUUGAUGCUAACGAACUUUCUUCUUCUUCUACUAUUUACGCUUUCUCACCUAUUUCAGUCCCUCUCAAAACCGAACCGCCCAAAAAUAUAAUAAGAGCAGCUUCACCACCGGAGUCUCCGCCGCGAACUCCUCCCGCGGAUGGUGGUUCCUCCUCUUCCAAGAAAUGGGUCAUCGUUGGUGUAGUGGUUGGGGUUGUUGUAUUGCUUCUCGUGAUUCUUGCUCUGUUUUUGCUCUGUUUCUAUAAACGGCGGCGGCCGCCUCCGAAGCUACCACCGCCUGCGGUUCAGAAAUUAUGGGACUCUAACGCCAAGAAGGUUUCCUCAACAACUCAAUCUUCGUCUCUUUCUUCUGAGGGGAUUCGUUAUGCGGUUGACUCGUUGACUAAGUUCAAAUUUGAAGAUUUGCAAAGUGCAACGAAAUUUUUCAGCGAACAGAACAAGAUUAAAGGUUCUGUUUAUAGAGCAUCUCUUAAAGGUGAUGAUGGUGCUGUUAAGAUUCUGAAAGGUGAUGUUUCUUCUGAGAUAAAUAUUUUGAAAAGGAUUAACCAUGCCAAUAUUAUAAGGUUGUCUGGUUUUUGUGUCUACAAAGGUAACACUUAUCUUGUUUACGAGUUUGCUAAGAAUAACUCUCUUGAUGAUUGGCUUCACUCUGAGAAUUCGAAUUCAACCUGUUUGAGUUGGUUUCAGAGAGUUCAGAUUGCUCAUGAUGUUGCUGAUGCACUUAACUACCUUCAUAACUAUGCUAAUCCUCCUCAUGUUCAUAAGAAUUUGAAAAGUGAGAAUAUUCUAAUAGAUGAAAAAUUCCGAGGAAAAGUUUCAAAUUUUGGGUUGGCUAGAGUUAUGGAGAAUGAAGAUAAUGAAGGGUUUCAGUUAACAAGACAUGUUAUAGGAACUCAAGGUUACAUGGCACCUGAAUAUAUUGAGAAUGGUUUGAUUACUCCAAAGAUGGAUGUUUUCGCAUUCGGUGUUGUGAUUUUGGAGCUUCUUUCUGGAAGAGAGGUUGUUGGUGGUGACAAGAAUAAUGGUUUGGGGGAUCAGCUUUUAUCUUCCACUGUGAAUGAGGUUCUUGAAGGGGAAAAUGAUAGGGAGAAGCUUAGAGGUUUCAUGGAUCCGAAUUUGAGAGAUGAAUACCCUUUGGAUCUUGCAUAUUCUAUGGCGGAGAUUGCUAAAAGAUGUGUUGCUCGUGACCUGAAUUCAAGACCAAAUGUUUCUGAGGUUUUCAUGGUUUUGUCUAAGAUUCAGUCCUCUACAUUGGAUUGGGAUCCAUCGUCUAGAUCUGUUAGCCAAGUUUCUGAUAGUUGA